This is a messenger RNA of Benincasa hispida (wax gourd), 1151 nucleotides long. RefSeq names its product nudix hydrolase homolog 14 (gene NUDX14). Gene Ontology annotation, biological process: ribose phosphate metabolic process; nucleoside phosphate metabolic process. The record is from RefSeq and is a predicted model, not a curated record. Gene Ontology annotation, molecular function: ADP-glucose pyrophosphatase activity; ADP-ribose pyrophosphatase activity. NCBI's taxonomy places the organism in Eukaryota, Viridiplantae, Streptophyta, Magnoliopsida, Cucurbitales, Cucurbitaceae.
AGCGAGUCAUCUUUCUUUUUUCAUCCUCUGCCAUCUUAGUUCCACUCUAGGACAGAAGUCGGCGUAAUUUGAUUAAAAAAAUGACGCACUUUCUUCAACCUUCCAUAUAUCUCCGCUCGUUGGGCAAAGGGUUUCAAAUUUCAUCUUCAUCCUCUUUCCUUCACUCCAAUUCCCUCGCAUUAAGAUCCUUCUCUUCUAAAAUGUCGGCCGAUUCUCCAAUCCCAACUCAAUCCAUCACUAUCCCCUGCCAACUCGAUCAACCCGUGCAGAUUCUCGCUGCUCCCGGUGUCUCUGAUUCCGAUUUCCGGAAUGCUAUCGAUUCAUCGUUGUUCAAACAGUGGCUGAUGAACUUGCAAAGUGAGAGUGGGAUUUUAGCCAAGGGAGCCAUGUCCCUGAAGAGCGUUCUUAUUCAGGGAGUUGAUAUGUUCGGAAACAAAAUUGGAUUUCUCAAAUUUAAAGCUGAUAUCUACGACAAGCAAACCGGGAAGAAGGUUCCAGGUAUUGUUUUUGCAAGAGGACCUGCUGUUGCUGUGCUUAUCCUUUUGAGUUGCGAAGGAGAAACCUAUGCUGUCCUGACCGAGCAGGUUAGAGUUCCUGUGGGAAAGCUUAUGUUGGAAUUACCUGCUGGUAUGUUGGAUGACGAUAAGGGGGAUUUUGUUGGCACUGCAGUUCGUGAGGUUGAAGAAGAAAUUGGCAUUCAGUUAAAGCUUGAGGACAUGGUCGAUCUUACCGGCUUCUUGGACCCAGCAACUGGAUGCAGAGUCUUUCCCUCUCCAGGAGGAUGUGAUGAGGGAAUCGGUCUCUUCUUGUAUCGAGGAUCUGCAAGUAAAGAGACAAUAGCAGAGCUGCAAGGAAAGGAAACUGGACUCAGGGAUCAUGGCGAGCUGAUUAAGGUUCAUGUUGUUCCUUAUGGAAAACUUUGGCGCGUUACAGCCGAUGCGAAGGCUCUAAUGGCCAUUGCACUCUAUGAAAUGGCUCUGAAGGAAGGGCUUUUGCCUUCUUUGAAACCAUGCUAGUGUCUUCUCUAAACUCUAUAAUCUUUCACCUUGAGCCUUGGCAAAUAUUUUCUUUCUUCAAUUCACUUUUUGUUGGGUUAUGUAAAACGGUAAGAAGUUCCUUAACACGCUGUCUCAAGACCAGAACAUGUUACA